UUCUGUCUCCUCUCUCCCUCCGUACUGGACGGCCCGAGACCAUUUCCGGGCUCCGGGUGUUCGGUAUCGAUCAGGCCCGGGGGCGCGGGAGCAGGUGGCUGCGGCGGGGCAGCGGGGCCGUCAGCCUGGUGCGCCGGGGCCAGUCUCCCGUUGCAUUUGUCGCCGGUCCCUGCGCAGCGGCCCGCUCCCUCCUCCGGGCCCCCGCGCGCUGCCGGGUGGACUUUGCGCCGCGUCGGGCGCUGCUGCGGCUGCGGCUGCGGCUGCCGCGCGCGGGGCCGCGUUCGGGGCCGGCGGCGGCCGGGAAGCAGGCGGCGAGGGGCAGCCGGGACCCCGGCCCAACAUGGCCGAAGUCAGCAUCGACCAGUCCAAGCUGCCGGGAGUGAAGGAAGUGUGUCGAGAUUUUGCUGUCCUGGAGGACCACACCCUGGCCCACAGCCUGCAGGAACAAGAGAUUGAGCAUCAUUUGGCAUCAAACAUUCAGCGGAACCGUUUGGUCCAGCAUGAUCUCCAGGUGGCUAAGCAGCUCCAGGAGGAAGACCUGAAAGCUCAGGCCCAGCUUCAGAAGCGCUACAAGGACCUUGAGCAACAAGACUGUGAAAUUGCUCAGGAAAUCCAGGAGAAGCUGGCUAUUGAGGCAGAGAGACGCCGCAUCCAGGAGAAGAAGGAUGAGGACAUAGCUCGCCUUUUGCAAGAAAAGGAGUUACAGGAAGAGAAAAAGCGAAAGAAACACUUUCCGGAGUCCUCUGGAGCUUAUGGAGAGAGUUACUGUUAUGAAGAUGGAGACCAGCCACGGUCAAGGAGGGCAAGGGAAUUGGGUUCUGGAUUCUCAAGGCCUUGUAAACUCCAAAGUGAUGAAAAGACUGUGAAACACAGAAAGGAGAAAGCCAAACACCCACUGGAGAACUUGGAACAACAGGAAGAGCAUCAUUCGUCAGAGAGACCUCUGUCUUCUAGCUCGGGCAGAGUGAGGGAUGAUCCUCACAUUAACACUGAGCAGCGUGAAAGGACACGGCCUGGUCAUGAGAGGCCCCGGAGACCUCCUCCUCCCAGAAUCAGCGGUGAGGUGUUUCUGAGUACGGAAUCUGGUGACCGGGAGGCUAACGGUAGCCAUCGAACUCGAAAUUGGGACAAAGAGUCCAGACACCAAGACCGACUUUCACCGAAGUCGUCUCAGAAAGCAUGGACUCACUGCAAGGAACCCGUGCGUGGGAGGGAGCGUGGGCAAGGUGAGCACAGAGAAAGGAAACACAGGCCCAGGACUCCUCCCUUCUCAGAGAGUGAGGAGCCGCUCCAACUCCAUGACAAAGGAAUGAAGCCAAGAGCGAUGCAAGAAGCUGUCUCCACUCCAUCACGGGUGAUCCCCAGGGGUCAGGAAUGGCGUGAUGCUGAAAUUGCCAGAAAACUGCAAGAAGAAGAAAUUUUGGCCACGCAGGUGGACAUGAGAGCAGCUCAGGUAGCCCAGGAUGAGGAAAUUGCUAGACUUCUAAUGGCUGAAGAAAAGAAAGCUUACAGGAAAGCCAAGGAGCGGGAAAAGUCGUCACUGGACAAAAGGAAGCAUGAUCACGAUUGGAAGCCCAAAACAGCUAAAUCAGCGCAUUCAAAGUCAAAAGAGAGCGAUGAACCUCACCGUUUUAAGAAUGACAGGCCAGCACGGCCACCACCACCCACUGUGACAGAGGCCGAGGAUUUGGAUCACACUCAUUUUACAAACCAGCAUAAUUCUACACGGCUUUUCUCAAAAUCAGAGUCCUCUCAUAAAGGUUUCCACUAUAAGCAGUAAAAACCUAGGAAUCUGCCUUGAAAACGGACUCACUGUAGCCAAUAUUACUGGAUAAUACAGAAUGCAUUCUGUGCUUAUUUUUUCCUCCUAUGUUGUGUUCUGGGGAUUUAUCCUCAACUAUUUUUCUGACCAUAAAUAAUUUUAAUUCAUUUAAAAUGUUUUUAUUAUUUCUGAUCACUUGGGCAGCACAAGAAAACCUAGCUUCUGAAUAUUGACCACCUCUACACUGCAUAUGCUUCCUGGGAUAUAGUAUCUAUGAGAUCUAUAAAAUGCCAUUUUUGUUAGGUAUCGUGUGUUGGUAUUUAGGGGCUAGGAUUUACUUAGCAAUUAGAGUUUUGUGACGAUAAUGAUCAAGGUAAAACAUAAUGUGUGGAUGCAAUGCAGAAUAAAAGAAUAUAUGAAAUAGCUUUUUUGGUGCAUUAGUAUAUGAUGUAUUGAAAGACGGAGCCUUUUGCUUUUUGUAGUUUUUAGGAAAAGAAAAAAAUUACAACUAUAAAGUAUUUAAAAAAAAGAAAACCAAACACUUGGAACAGUUGUAAAUGUUACUCCGACUACCAGAACGAACUCUAGAGGUUUUACAUGUCCUUGUCCACCCUCCAGGGAGAAUUGGCCUAGAUGUCAUUCUCUGACACUUUCUUUGCUGUGCUUCCUUAAUAACGAAGCUUCCUGAAGCCUCUGGGUAUCGCUCAUUUAUUUAUUUAUUGGCAAAAAUUUAUUUCUGUGAUAUUUUAACUCAGGUCUUUGUAAAGUCAACUAAAACUGAAAAACUUUCUAUCCCUUCUCUUAUUUUACAUUUACUUACAAAGCCAAGGCAAAUGGAAUUGGGAAGGUGUUUACAUAAGUGGUGGUGCCAUUAUUCUCUCUGGCUGUAGAUCAAAGUUCUCUUGCUUAAAAAACAUAACAGUAUUUGUUGACAACCUCUCAAAAAUAGUUUGUGUAUCUAUUAAUAAUUAGAUUAAUUCAACAUGAAGUUGAAGUUGAUAAAGUGAUUCUUUAUCUAAAGUAUUUGGUUCUAUGCAUUCAUUAAUGAUACAUGGUCAUUGGAUCUUUUAUACAAGACCUUUAAACUUCUCUUUAAGAAAUCUAGUCUUUGUCUAGCUUCUAACCUUACAGAAAUGCUUAUUUUCCUAUACCAGUUAACACAAAUGGCAGUCACGCUCUAUAUAUAAGUAAUAUUCCUUUAGCUUGACUUCCUAUUAUUUUUCAUUGUGUGAAUGUCACGUUUUUGGCAUUCUAGUAUGGUGUUUGUUUUGGAAAGAAAUACAUAGGUGACUAGAGAAAAAGUUGUUAAUCCAUUCUUUUCCCAUUGGGAAAUGCCUUCCUUUUGCCUUAUCUUUCCAGAUGGUCUUUAAAGUCGGGCAAUGUUCAGGAAGCUAUUUAGAGUAGUUUCUGAGAGUGGAUUUGGGUCUUUCAUUUUGAGAAAGAUCUUUAGUUUCAUACAGUUUUUGGACUGUAAGAACUUGGUAAAAGGUAUCUAAGAGUUAAGUUUUGGCUAAAUUAUAGAGAAACAAAACCCUACAGGAGGUAGUCAUUUCAGAGAAAUGAGGAAAGGGAUGCUAACAGUACUUUGAAUGGCCAUGAUGAAAUGAAUGAAGAAAAGUCUUCAUUUAGUCACGGGCACACAGGUCCUUGCCUUAAGGCAGAUUCCAGAGGGUGGUUUCAAUAUCCAAAGCUUAGGCCUUAUUGACUUCUAGUCAUGUGCUAUUUUUCUUUGUCUGCCCUGUGAUUUUGCUUCAUGUUUUUAGAAGUUUUUAUAGUAGUUUUAAAGAAAAAAAACAACAACAGUGUAUUUUUAUUUGAUAAUUAGGCAAAUGGGCAAUAUCAUUUGCCAUAUUUUUAUUUUAUAAAUGUUUAUUUUUCUAUCAUGCAAUGAUCGGUUUUACUUUUACAAUUCUGCAUUCCUCUCGCCUCUCAUGUACUUCAUCCAAUUAUAUUUAUUAUUGUAAAUGCUAACUGGAUAUAUUUCAUUCAGAAUAUCAGGCCACUUGACACUCAACCAGAAUGUUAGUGUUUCAAUUGUCUUAGGAAGUGAUCAAAGGUGAUAUUUCCCUUGUGAUACCCAAUUCAACAUCUAUAUUGAAGAUUUGAUUUUUUAAAAGUUUUUAGAAGAUUACAAUUUAAAAGUAUUUAAUUUUAUUUAUUUUUUUGUAAAACAAACACUUUUUAGAGUUUCAGUAAUUCUUUCCCUGUGAGCAAGGAGACAGAAAUCAAACUCAACCAGUUAAAUCCUCUGGUUCUUAUUCAAGUAAUGUAAUUAUUAUCUUUGAGACUGUAGAAGCAACUAACAACUGUAUUUUUAAGGAACUACCAAACAUUCUUCACUGUGUUCUCUGCUUUUCACUUUGUCAUUUUUGUAUAAAUGCGGACACAUUUAUUUUGUUCCUGUCCCUACUGCUGGAACACAUGCAAUUUAAGCAUAAUGUAUUGUGCUCUAAUGUUGUGAUGUAAACUAAUACUUCUGGCCUUGGAAAAUAUUUCUAUACCUCUGUUCUCUGGAGGCCACGCUCCCUUAACACCAGUAUUGCCGAAUGAGCACAAUGUGUUAAGGAGUCUUAUACUGCUACUGGACAUGUACAUCCCCUCCGCCCAGCCUAACUUUUUGUAGGUCAUGGCCUGGAAAAGCAAGGCGAGGUAAGGGUCAGAUUAAACAUUUUGAGUUGAAAACAGUUUAACUGUAGUGUCAAACCGUUGUCGGACGUAGUUGUUUUUUUGGGAGGCUGGAGAGUUGCUACACAGGCUUUGAUGGAACACUGAGAUUUUUAGAAAGUGACUUUGUAUACCGUUGAAUUACUGUUUCUGAAGUGGCUUUACAAUAACCAGCAACAAACUAAUGAACUCCAAGAAAGACUGUGGUUUUUGAUCAGAGACACAUCUAAAUUAGAAAAGACAGAUGGGGAUCGAGGCUCCCAGGAGAAGGGCCUAUUCAGAAUGGCAGUGGCCACUUGCAUCUAGAACAGUACGUGUGACCAAAGUGUGUGGCCCUGGGCCUUGUGUUCCACUGAACUCACAGAAAAGUAUGAACUGGACCCAUUUUUCCCUUUGCUUCUCUACUGUGGCCUGCAGCUGGACUGGAUGAUGAAUACAUUCAUUGCUGACUUUGUCCAUACCGAUCCCUCAAUGUCAGGACUUUUCGGUAUAAAAAUAAUUAACUUUUAACUGGUAAUUAUUUUUCUUUAAUACUGUCAAAUAUUCUCUAAAUUCUGUCUUGUGCCAAAUUGUUCUUUGGAAUCACUUGCUAUAAUAUGGUGCAUUCAGUUUACCACAUAAGUGGUUAACAUUUUAGGGCCUUGAUUUUUAAUGAGUGUUGCCUUUGUAUAAAAAUCACUUUGGGGAAUACCAAGAUUAUUCACUUAUUUGGUGACGGUUUUCUUGAAAGAUAACCGUGGUGAUUGGCUGUAAGAUCUUCAGCCUAAUAAAAGAACAAGACCCCUGUGUAAUCAGCUUACUAAAGGACUGAGAACAGAGUAGAACUUCCAUUCAAGGGCCUUUUCCCUUUUGGGAAAACAGUAUUUAUGUAGGGAACGUUAAUGUAAAAGAGAACACCGACCCUGUAGAUUUCACUACAGAGUAUGCCAUAUUCUGAUAACAUCAGCGUUUUAGAAACAAUUAUAAAAAAAUCAAAAUCUAUUCUUUUAGCCAAAAGGAAAAAAAAACAGAUUUUUAAAGUAUUUUGUUCAUUACUUACUGCUCAUAGAGAAGUGACUAGAUAGAAUGGCCCCAUUUUCUCCUCACAUCUGGUGGUGCCUGUGAGUCUUGAAGCCAUAACUGCUUUGUCUUAUUGCUAGACUCCUUUUCCCCAUAAUAGGUAGUAGGGUCAGGGGGAAGCAAACUGGAGGCUGUGCUGAGAAUGCUGCAUGGGCACGAAGUCAUCCGAACUUUUGGUGGAAGAAUCUCUUAUUCCUGAUGAUACAUAGAUCCGUAAAGGGAAGAGUUGAGGCUAUCGUUGCUCCUGCGAUUUCACUGUUGUUGGAAUGUUGAAAUUUAAUGCUAGCAAAGAAGGAAGGGGGAAACUGAGGAAAUCUCACUUCUAGAGUCACUUUUCUGUUGAGACCUGCCCUUUAUGCCAGCAAUGUCUGCGGAGCAGCAUUGCCUUAAAUGAGUUGGAUUCCAACUGAGGUCAUUGUAUUGUACUUACCAUAUGUGAAUGACUGUCAACUCUCCAUUGACAUGUAAAAUUCUCAGGUGGUCCCCAAACAUCCUUGUCAUCCAGAGUUUUGGACCUCCCACUGAGCUAUGGGUGGCCUGUACAUCUAUGAUGAUAGAGCCAUCAUUCCAUUUCAAAUUGCCUCUAUCUAUGGAUGAGCAGUGGCCAAAUAGAUUGGUAGGAGAGGGAGAAUUUCCUGGCCAGGUUUUCAGGUGAUGCUUUCUGAAUAAUCGAGAGUUGACUGUCUUUUUCCAUUACGAUUGUGUAGAAGAUGUUUCCAAAGGUUCUAUUGUGCAGUGAAGUCACUCGUUACUGGUUUGUAAAAAUUUCACCAAUACUUCUGUGUAUUGAAAUACAUACCAUUAACAACAAAAAGAGAAAACCAAACAAAAUAGAGAGAUUUACUUGAAAUUGGAGAUUUGUUGAUGUGAAGAGUCUUUCUGUUUUAUUGUUUUUAAGAAAAAAUUAACCAGGAAAACUUUUAUUGUGGUAGAGAAGACACCAGAGUAGUUCCUUUUUAAAGUUGUGUUUGAUGCCACAAACUAAUGCAGUCAUGUAAGUAAUCAUGUUAAUUUGUGGAAAUGUCUGGUCCUAAAAAAAACAUUCUCUUUAUAUAUUUGUGAAAGCUGCCUAGAAACAUGUUUGUAAUAGAUUUAAUAUGUUUUUGUGUAUUCUCAGCAGACUAGAAAAUGUUUUUCUCUUUCUGAGUAACUCUUCAUAGCAUAGGCAACCAGUAUUAUGCUGACUUCAGCAUUUCAGAUAAGGACAAUUAUAACUGUGUAACCCAGUGUCCCAUUAUUUAUUGCUGUGGUUCAUAUAUAAAGAACAGAAGAAUUGAAAGACAGGGUUUGAGUGCCACAUUCUUCACAAAAGAAAAAGGAUGAAGACUAGCAAAGAGAAAAGGUUCAGCGGAUAUACUAUUGCACAUCAUAUACUUAGGAUAUGUUUUAGUUGCACUGAAUUUCAAACCAUAAUUGCUAAAAUAGUUUCUAGCUGUGAAAUUUAGUAAGAGGGUUUUUGAUGUCAGAAUUUUUUUUUUUUAAUUUUCUGAUUGAAUAAGUCUGUGAAAUCCCUGUAGGCUGUAACUUCAGCUCUUGCUAUAAACUGAAAGCCAAAUGCUCUUUCUCAGAAAUAGCUGUAUUUUUCGCCUGCCUCUUAAAGGCAGCCCAGUAUUUAUUCCAUGAAGAAUGAUACAUCAUGAGGAGGUACAGUGGGAAGAUAGCGUGUAAUAAAAUGAUCAUCCAAAAUGAGAAUGCUCUAAUGGGGCUUUCCUUAAGAACAAUCCAUCCCAGCACAAUACAUUUUGAAAAGGUGCUGAAUUAUUUUUCGUAUAAAUCAAGUUGCUCAGGACAUUGGGUGGUGCUGUCCUCUAUCUUAUAAUUUGGGAAAGUUCUGUCUUGAGAGAUGACAACUUGGUGCCCAGGCAGUUUCAGAUUCUUUGGUAAGAACCCCUUUGCCGCUUGGAACGUGGGUAUGUUAGAAAAACAAGUGAGACAUUAUCCCGAGUGCUCAUAUUCAUUUGUAGCCAAGGCCCAGAAAGAAAGACAGCCUUGAAAUAAUUACUUCAUGGAACUGGGUAGAACCGGAAUGGAAUACAGCCGCCUGUCUGAGGACAGAAAACAGAGCCCACCUCAAACCACAUGCCUAUCUAGAGAUUAAGUGGAACUGUGAGGGACAUGUUGUGGAUGCCUUAAAGGUGGUGGGUGGUGGGUAUUGGUGGGUGUGUGUGCACGCCCACCUGGACGAGGCCGUGGGAACAGCCCGUUGCAGCUCACCCGCGCGCAGCGUGAGUGCUUCCUGCUUGUGGCCUAAUCAAGGAAAAGGAGAAACAUGGUGCUGGUGACCUUCGUGUGUCUUGGGAGGUUCAAGUGGUAAUGUCACUGGGACUUGAGUCCAGGCCUCCCUGAAAUGCCACUGACACAUUGACAUGAAUUCAUCUAUGCAAGCUUCGGUUUUUAUGGUUUGUUUUUUAACCUGUGUCCCAUUGGAUUCUUUAAACAUCAGGAUUAACAUCAAUAUGAAUAAUUUUUAAACCAAAGUAUUGUAUAAGUAUGUGUGCUUGUUUUCCUGGAUGGUUUGAGGCAAACACAAAUCUUGUCCUUCUCUCUCAAUAAAGUCAUUUGUUAAGUCA
Messenger RNA from Hipposideros armiger (great roundleaf bat), 8055 nucleotides. It is a transcript of the gene CCDC50, whose product is annotated as coiled-coil domain containing 50. Gene Ontology annotation, cellular component: cytoplasm. The transcript is spliced from 12 exons. NCBI's taxonomy places the organism in Eukaryota, Metazoa, Chordata, Mammalia, Chiroptera, Hipposideridae. The record is from RefSeq and is a predicted model, not a curated record. Bases 341 to 1780 code for a protein of 479 amino acids. Gene Ontology annotation, molecular function: ubiquitin protein ligase binding.